Microplitis mediator is the source of this 1649-nucleotide messenger RNA. RefSeq lists its product as uncharacterized. The transcript has 2 exons. Gene Ontology annotation, cellular component: nucleus. The record is from RefSeq and is a predicted model, not a curated record. NCBI's taxonomy places the organism in Eukaryota, Metazoa, Arthropoda, Insecta, Hymenoptera, Braconidae. The coding region runs from base 1 to 1563 and encodes 520 amino acids. Gene Ontology annotation, molecular function: DNA binding.
AUGAAAAAUGCGAGGUGCAAUUAUAAUAAAGAAGAUUUAAAAUUGGCUGUUGCUGAGGCUUCAGGUGGCAUGAAAGUUGCUGAACUUGCAAGAAAGUACAACAUACCAGAAUCAACAAUACGAGCAAGAAAAAUGAAUAAAUAUCAGGAUAAAAAACCUGGACCAUCAACUAUACUCAGCGAAGAAGACGAAAAUAAACUCGUUGAGUGGAUAUUUUAUUGUUGUCGACAAGGAUUCCCGGUAUCAAAACAGAAGUUGGUUGACAAUGUUAAAUUUUUAUGUGAUCAUAGCGGUAGAAAAACUUCUUUUGUAGACAAUAAGCCUGGAAGAGCAUGGCUUGAAGGUUUUUUAAGACGACACCCAAGUAUAUCGGAACGAGUAUCUGAAAAUUUGUCACUUACAAGAGCUAAGGUCUCAGAGCUUCAGAUACGUGGUUGGUUCAGUGGCAUUACUGACUACUACAGUGAAUUUUUUACUGAGGAAGAAUUUUUAAAAAUAGGUCCUGAAAGAAUUUUCAAUGGCGAUGAAAUUGGAGUUUCUUUAAAUCCGAAGCCACCAGCAGUACUUGCUCCAAAAGGGACGAAAAACGUUUACAAUGUAGUCGGCAGCAACGAGAAAGGAAACGUUACUGUUCUAGUCACCGCAAAUGCUGCUGGGGAUUUAGCACCAACUUUAUUGCUAUUUGCUGGGCAGAGUGUUCCAAAAGAUGUUAUCAAAGUUGGACCUCCAAAUUUUAGUUUUGGCCAUUCUGAGAACGGCUGGAUGACGGCUAAAAAUUUUUAUGAGUAUAUAACCAAUGUUUUUUUUCCAUGGGUAGUGGACAGCAAAAUUAAACUACCCAUUAUUUUAUACAUUGAUGGACAUUGCUCUCAUAUAACGUUGCCUUUAAGCAAAUUUUGCAGUGAAAAUAAAAUUAUUCUCGUAGCUCUUUAUCCAAACGCUACACACAUUUUACAGCCAUUAGAUGUUGCUCUUUUUCGGACGUUUAGAGCUGCUUAUAGACGAUCCUUUGAAGCUCUGUGUCAUGAUUCCGGUACCAUAAGCAUAAAGAAAUGUCAAGUUGCACACGUUUUAAAAAAAACUUUUGAAAGCUUAGACUUAAAAAAAAUUUUAGAGAACGGGUUCAAAACUUGUGGCUUACAUCCUCUUAAUGUUAAUGCAAUAGACUUCAGUAAAGUAUUCAAAAAAGACGGAAAUUUAUCUAGUGACACUCAAUGUACUUCUGAAGAGGUCAUAAAUACACCGAAGGAUUCAGCAGCUCUGAAAGUGAUUGAAAGCUUGAUAGAUAAGGAUAAAUUGGUAUCAUUCAGAGCACAUAAUAGUUCUGUUUGGAGAGGUAAAAAAGAAGAUAAAAGUCUCUAUGAUAUAUGGUUUAAAUUAAAUCAAUCAAAUGGCGGUACCAAUGCUGAUUUCUACACCGUACAUGACUCAGUCCAAGAACCAAAUAUUUCUCAGACUGAUGAAACGGAACAACCACUCUCUGAAAUGAUGCUACUACCGAUUGUGGAUGACCCAGAGGCAAACUUAUCAGAACAUGUUCUGGAUUAUGAUAAAGUACUUUAAUUAUUUUUCUACUUACUAACCCAAAUUUGUUUAAUUACUAACUUUAAUUAAUUAAAAAAUUUUGUAGAUACUAUACAUGAUAUUGA